This is a messenger RNA of Cydia fagiglandana, 2456 nucleotides long. Its product is annotated as sodium channel protein Nach-like. Bases 105 to 1736 code for a protein of 543 amino acids. The transcript is spliced from 10 exons. Gene Ontology annotation, molecular function: ligand-gated sodium channel activity. The record is from RefSeq and is a predicted model, not a curated record. Gene Ontology annotation, cellular component: plasma membrane. NCBI's taxonomy places the organism in Eukaryota, Metazoa, Arthropoda, Insecta, Lepidoptera, Tortricidae. Gene Ontology annotation, biological process: sodium ion transmembrane transport.
CGGAGUCGGAAAUUUAUAAAUCGCUUUUAAAAAGUAGCUAGACUGUCAAGUUCAACAACAUCGCAGUAUAUUUAUAAAGUUUGUGCAGAGAAAUAGUUUUAACAAUGCGUACAGUAGACCCAACCAUCUGGUCCAAGAAGAUCCAACGUCGUAAACUGCGUCUAUCUCGUCCAUUGAGGUUCGGUCCACGAUGGGGGCUGGAGGCCCGCGUGAGGGGCAGCUUCAGAGACGCCAUGGCGGAGUUCUGGAGAAACUGCUCCGUAGAAGGAGUAAGGAGGAUUGUCAAUGAAGACACACCACAAUAUGAGAGAUACCGCUGGAUGCUGCUAGUAACCAUCUCCCUAGUAGCCGGCCUCCUGGCGCUCUCCAUGAACUUGGCGCGGCUGGUCACGGAGCCCCCCCUCGUCAUCAGCCUGCAGAGCGCCCAGCACUCCAUCGAAGACCUGGCCUUCCCAGCUGUGGCCUUGUGCAGUUUUAACAUCGUCAGCCAAAAGAAGUUGGACAAAAUUUCAGCUGACUUAUUCAGGAAGGACCGGAACCUUACCUACUCACUUGCAGCUAUUCGUCAGAACCUGCUGGAUUCUGGCGCCCUGCUGACGCUGGCACUGCCCGUGGUGGACCUUCAGUUUGCACACUAUCUCUCUAAGAUUGCUCCCGACGGGGUACUGAACGUCACGUUACUUAUGCACGAGCUAGCCCCAAGUUGCGAGGACGUCCUGCUGAAAUGCUCGUGGGCCGGUAAAGAGAAACCCUGCGACAGAUUGUUUGCGACCCGCACCACCUCCGUCGGGGUGUGCUGCGUGUUCAACGGCCGAUAUGAGGAUUUUGACCGCCACACUUCUCCAAAGAUCUUGAAUAAGGUCGGCUUAGAAAACGGUCUCUCCGUGGCCAUCAGAGAAGACGUUGACGACUUCGCUUAUGAGAGGAAACCUUCGGCUGGGAUUGAGGUGCUGAUAUUCGACGGGACCGAGUACCCGUUCCUAGAGGGCGGGUCUGUGCGCGUGCAGCUCGCCCCGCGUGAGACCUCCUCGUUCUACACCAUCUCCGUCCGCGCACAACUUGUCAGCCCGGAGAUCGUCUACUUCACUGAGGCUUGGCGAGGCUGCCGCAUCUCCGAACCAAGCGGCGCUCGCUCCGGCCGCAGCUACUCCUGGUGUCUGCUGGAGUGUCGCCGCGACGCCGCGCUGCAGCUGUGCGGCUGCGUGCCCUACUCGCUGCAACCGAGGCAGGAGCGGGUCUGCACGCUCAACGAGCUCAGCUGCUUGAACAAACACCGAGAGAAGUUAAUGUACUACCACCCCAUGGGCUACGCCUUGGAUGACCCGGACGGGGGGGCCCUGAGUGAGGAGCUGCAGGACGCCCUCUCCUGCCCCGACUGCUGCGCGGACUGCGCCCGUCCCGUCUACGGUGUGACAGCUUCUUAUGCCCCGAUGUCCGGCCGGCAUAAGUCAGUGUUCUUGGACAAAUUCACACACGGCCUGUCACUGAUAAACACGAGCGUGUUCCACUUCUUCUACUCGUCGGAAGACCAGUAUCUUUACACGGUGAUGAGUAACUCUGACUGGUACGAGACGAUCGGUUCGAUCAGCAGCCAAUGCGUGAUACUCCUGGGCGUCAGCCUGGUGUCCGUCUUCGAGUUAGUGUUCCACUGCACCGUUAGAUGGCGCCACCAUUAUAAACGGCGCAGGAGACUGCGAAUACAACAAAAGGCAUUCGCUGGAGCGCUAAGAUUCUAGAUCUAGACUAUUUAGAGGUACUUUCGCUGUACACUUUCUUGGCCAUAUUAAGUUGUGGCAAUUGUGAGCGAAAAUUGAAAAAAAAUUCUUCACCCCCGAACAAAUUACUUAUAAUUAUAACGACAUUUUUCCAACGUGUAAUACGAAUUGUAAGUAAUUUAACAAUUAUUAUAUUGAACUAUUUUUGUAAAAAGCAAAUAAGUACCAGAUUAAAUACUAAUUCCGCAUUCAACAAUAUGAUUAAUAAGUCAUCUGUUUAAAUACCUACUUAGUUUUAUUGUAGAAAUGUACAGUCCGCAUUAUGGAUAGUGACUACCGGCCCGAUUUCUUUAGAAACGUCACUUUAGGCGGAAGAAUAUCGGACAUUGACUCGCCCGUUCCGAUCUCUAUCGCACGCGUAUGAGUAAAAUUGCUGUCCUGUUCGCACAAUGGCAUUGACCGCCGGCAUGAUCGGCGUGACAGCUAUAUAAUUACGUGCGAUAGAUAUAGGAGCAGGCGGGUCUGUGUACGACAUACGACGUGCGACUGUUCUGUGAGGCAAUGGAUAAGCGUGAAUCAUCUGUCUGUAUUAGUUUUCUUUCUCACAUUUGUUCUGUUUGUCCUUUCUAGACUGUAUCAUGUACCUUGUUUGUAUAAAUACUGUCUAUCAAAAAUUUCACAGUGUAUUUGUCCGCUGUAAUGCUGUGUAAAUUUUAUGAAUCUAUCAAAUAAAAAAAAUGU